Molecule: messenger RNA, 589 nt
Organism: Microtus oregoni (creeping vole)
Lineage: Eukaryota; Metazoa; Chordata; Mammalia; Rodentia; Cricetidae
Product: exosome complex component CSL4-like
Exons: 3
Coding region: 1-534 (177 amino acids)
Biological process (GO): RNA processing
Cellular component (GO): nuclear exosome (RNase complex); cytoplasm
Molecular function (GO): RNA binding
Source: RefSeq, a predicted model, not a curated record
AUGGCACCACCUGUGAGGUACUGCAUCCCUAGUGAACGCCUGUGUAACUUGGAGGAAGGCAGCCCCAGGAGCAGCACCUACACCCAGCAUGGCUACAUCUUUUCGUCACUGGCGGGCUGCCUGACAAAGACCAGUGAGAAUGGCGUGCUUCCUGUGGUGUCUGUGAUGAGAGAAACAGAGUCCCAGCUACUUCCAGAUGUAGGAGCUGUUAUCACCUGUAAGGUCUUUAGCAUCAACUCACAUUUUGCCAAAGUACACAUCUUGUAUGUGGGUUCCACACCACUAAAAAAUGCUUUUCGAGGAACUAUCCGCAAGGAAGAUAUCCGAGCAACUGAAAAAGACAAGGUUGAAAUUUACAAGAUUAUCUCCCUAGGUGACACACAGUCCAAUUACUUGCUGAGCACUGCUGAAAAUGAGUUAGGGUUAGUGGUAGCCCACAGUGAAUCGGGUGUCCAGAUGGUUCCCAUCAGCUGGUGUGAGAUGCAGUGCCCCAAGACCCACACAAAAGAAUUCCGGAAAGUGGCCAGGGUAUAGCCUGAGUUCUUACAAACCUAAAUACACUUCCCCUCAAAGACGGAGCCACCUUUUU